UCUGGUUGUCUCCGUUGUUUCCAAGCGGCGCUAGGGAAGCUAGCGCAAGCGGCGCGCAGCCAAGCGCAGCGUCGGCAGGUGUCGCCGUCUACAGAAAGAUGGGAACAUGGCGGCUACGCUCUCCGACGAUGAGUUCCAACGCUUGCAAACGCAGUUGCUCGAUCUGCGGAGUAGGAACUACAACUUGGACGAACACUGCAAGCGCCAGAGCCAAGAAAUUCUAGCUCUCCGACAUAGUCUCGAUGAGCACAAGAAGGAGCUGUCAAAGGCUAACUCGGCUCUCAGCCGAAGCAAGAAAGCCAAGGAGGUGGAAAAGCUGAUGGUGGACAAUGAAGUGCUUCAGCGCAAACUACAGAGCCAGGAGGAUGAGUUCAGGCUGCAGAACCAGACACUUAUGCAGGAGUUGUCUGUUACGGUCACUGCAAAUGAGGCUCUGGAAAGGAAACUGGAGGAGCUGCAGGGUGUGCGGCCGCCCAAGAGAAGUCCCGAGCCAUGUGACCAAAAGUCCCUCGACGAGAUACGCCGCCUUCAGGCAGAAAAUCUGGCCCUACAGAAGUCGCUCGCAGAACUUCGAGGAAGCACAAAUGGGCUUCUACCUGCGCCCGAUCACCCGCUUAUGGUUGACGGUGAAGACGGCCUGUCCGAAGAAGUCGACCAGAGGGCGCUGGAUGCUAAACUUCGACUUAACAUUGAGAUAGAAGAGAAGAACAUGCUUAGGAAACAAUUGUCCGAGAUAGAGGAAAAAUUAAAGGAAGUGACCGAGAAUAUGGAAGACGAGAAUGAAAAAUUGAUGGAGAAAUUAAAACGGAAGCAUGAAAGCUUCCUUCAGAUCCAGCAAGAAAAGGACAAGGUGUUUGCAGACAGCAAGAAGGCUUUGGAGACAAUGCAGGUGACCAAGGACCGAGAGAUCCAGCAGCUGAAGGAGAUGACUCAGCGCCUCCAGAGCCAGCUGAACAGUGCCUUAGUCUCCCAGCAGGAUCACCAGACUGUUAGCACCACGACCAUUCAGCAGCUCGAGGAGACCAUCACUGAACUUGAGACUAAGUUGAACAAUGCAUCCCCGGAACGCCUGCAACAAGCCCUUGCUGAGAAGGCGUCCUUGGAGAUGCUCCUUCGAGAAACCACCGAGAAGUGCGAACAGGCCGAAGCACAGGUUCAGAGCCUUCUUAAAAUGAAUGAGGAGAUGGGGUCCAAGAUAACUGCCAUGCAAAAUACUAUUGAUGGUUUGGAGGAUGCGUCGCGGAGCAGUGCCAUGGCAGCCUCAGAGGCCAACAAGGUUGCUGAGAAACGCAAGGCCCUGGUGGAGGAGAUGGGCGCCCACCUGCUUGAAGAGGAGGCCAAGCACCGACAGGCCGUGCAGGAACUGGAGCUCCACUUCCAGGAGAAGCUCAACCAGCUCAACGAGGCCUUGCUAGUUGAACAGGAACGCUCAGCAAAGGCAGCUGAGAAUGAGGCAGCCCUGGCAAUGUACAAACGGUUGCUGCCUUCGCUCAAGGAAGAGGUUGUACAGCUGCGGGCUGAGGCACAGGCACGCGUGGAUGAGCUGCAGGCGGCCAUUGAGACGUCUCGGCAAGAGCUAGACGAGUGCCGAGCACGCCUGUCCCAGGACUACAGCAAGCUCAAGGAGCAGUUGGACGAUGCGAUCAGGGACUUGACCAUCCAGCUGGAGAUCUCAAACAGCCAAAAGUGUGAGUUUGAGGAAGAAGUGAAAAGGCUGAAGCAAGAAAUAAGGGAUAGCGUGGAGGAGCGCAAAAUUCAAGACAAGAAGGGCCUGUCAAUGGUGAAGGAGCUGAAGAGGCAGCUUCAAACAGAGCGGAAGCGAGCUGACAAACUGCAAGAGAGGCUACAGGAAAUUCUCAACGAUUCCAGCCUGGGACGAUCUGAUGACCUGUUCCAGCCAAUCAGCUGUGAGGAGCGACAGCGAGGGGACUCGAGCAGCAUUGGCUCCUGGAGCUACGUGUCUGCCAACAAUGAGAACUCCAAGGACAGCACCAACAACAAUAGCAACGGAGCAUUGUCUUUGAAUGGAGAGCAGGCUCCGCCGCCUCCCAACAAGGCGUCACCUGGCCUCCUGGAGCAGGAGAACAAUGACUUGGUCAGCCGGCUGGCGGCCCUGCAGGAGGAGAAGUGGAUCUUGGAGGAAAAGAUAAACCACCUUGAAGUGAGCAAUUCCUCCAUGGCUGAUGAUUUGGUCAACAAGACAGCCAUCAUCCAGUACUACUGCAUGGACAGCAAAUAUGAGCCAACCUCCGGUAGCCACCACCCGUCGUCCACAGAGAAGCUGACCGUCAAGCGACUAGUGGACUUCAUCAAAGACAAAGGGGAUGAGAACCUCAAAGAGAUAAACCGGCGCAUGCAGCGAAUGCUUGAGGAGACGCUGACCAAGAACAUGCAUUUGCAGAAGGACUUGGAGGUCAUUUCUCAAGAGUUGCACAAGCUGAGGCAAGCCGGCGGGCUGGCGGAGGCCACCCUCUGAACUUUUAUUCAAGCCCCUGUUUUGAAGGCCAUAAUCAAAACAGUGACCUUAUACAUAGUGUUAAUGGUUUUUGUAAAUAAGCUUUGUAAACAUGUCAGCUCUUUAAUAACUGAUGCAGGAAUAGAAUCCCUCUCCCUUCCCUUUUUUUUUUAAUAAGGCGAAGAGGUGUGAAGAUCGCAAGAGUCAGGUAAAGAGACCCUGGAGGUAGCACAUGCAGUUGAUAAUGAUAAUACUGCACAUUUCAAAGCAGGCCCCUUCUUGUUGGCAGUGUGAUUUCUGUAUCUGUUUUUAAUUUAGCAAGGUUCUUACAUGCAUUCUUAUGCUUUUUCCAGGCACCUAGAAGGCUUCCAUGACAGAAAUAACAUGUAUAGUCGGCCAAGAAAGGUUACGGGACACAGGUUCCAUGACAAAUGCGAAUUUUUGCUCUGCUAGGGCAUGGCCUUUGUAAUUUAAUGGAUGACUGUGGAGAUCACAAACCAUACUACAGAAUGAAAUUUUGAAGUUAUGGUUAUGUGCCCAAGAUUAGUGGGAAUUCUGAUUUUUCGCAAAUCCCAUGCCCUGUAAAUGUUUGUGGCCUACUGUACUUCCUGUGUAUUGUAAAAGUAUCUUUUGCCUGGAUCCUGCUGAAGGAACUUGUUAUAGAAGAACAUGGUGCAUUCUUUGUAGCUUGUGUCAGAGAUAUCGUGGUUUUUAAGUUUGUGUCUUUUCUCUGAUUUGGACCUUGAUGGCCAAACGUAGAAGAAAGCAAAAGUGCUGGAUGUUGCGAUAUGUAUAAUAUUGUAGUAAUUCUUUGGUGUGGGAGCUUUUGAAACUGUUGCACAGUACAGUCCUUGUUAAUUGCUGAAUGACGUUGCACAACCUGGUCUUGCAUUUGAUAGUAUGAGCUUAUCUCGGGCUAUCAGCAUGCAAAAUAUUUUGCUUCUUCAGGCACCUGGGCUUAAGUCGUGUACUAGUAGCACUUAAAUUUGGCACAUUGUCUUCCAUACACACAGCUUCUGUAAUCUUGCUGCUUAUAGCCAUGGUUCAUUUAUUCCAAUGCCGAUUCCUGGGCUUUUGCUUGAAACAGGCUGUGCACAUUUCAAGCUUUAGUCCAAAGCAUGAGAGCCCUACUAGGUCUGGAUGGCUGCAAGGGUUUGAUGAUCUAGCUCCACUGCAACACUGUAAGUGCUUCCGGUGACCAGCAAAUGAGUACGCCUUCAGCAGUUGAAGGUUCACUAUCUCACUGUUGACUCUUUUAAUCAAGCAUGGACUUACUAGGGCAUUUAGUAGAGGCAUAUACAGCAUAUUUCUGUUCAUUCGACUCCGUUUUAUUUGAUUUUUUGGUUCAUUUGAUCCCUAUUGAAGGUCCCGGCCGGUGCCCAUGCAUUUAUAUGGGGUCAAACUUUAUUUAUUUCGAUCCAAAUAUUUGCCUUUGCCGGAUAAUUUGAACUUGACCAGUCAUCAUUCACCUGCCUGACACCUGUGUUGACCCCAGUGGCAACCCCUUUCCUGGCAGUAUCUGUCUUGGCAGAGUUUAGGGGACAGUGAAUGCAUUGAACGUACAUCUUCCAUCGAAAACGUCAAUUUUCCGGCCUGCCAUGGAAAGAUUUUCAAGCAAUAACAGUAGCUCACAAUGCCUAAUUACGGUAUUUACCGGAUUCCAACGCGCGCCUAUUUUUUCCCCCCAAGAAAACCAAGCCAAAAACCACAAUUGUGGCGUUCCGAUGCUUUGCCGCUUAACACGGCUAUAGUGCGGCAAAACUAACUUUAAAAACUGUGCGGCGAAGCUGAUUUUAAGAAAUCGGCCGCUACUGUACAACACAUCUUAGACCCUUGCCCCCCCUUUUUUUUUGUUUCUAAAAAAUCGGGUACGCGUUAGGUUUAUGCUUUGUUUAUGAGCUUCAUUGUUAUCUUUACGUUGCUUUAGACGCAUAGAAAGCGGCCAUGCGUUUGAUACAGAGGCGUUUUAGAAUCGGGCAAAUACUGCCAACUGAAUCAAUGGUGUGUUUUGAAAUUUUUUCUGCAUCCUGUGUAAUUCGACCAACCAGAUGAUUCGAUUUGUCUCGUUGGUCCCGUCAGGGUCAAAUUAAUGGUAGUCGACUGUAUAGUUAAACCUCAUUAUAAUGAAGAUGCAUUGGACACGAAAAUAUCAUAUUUGAUAUUCACUAUAAUAUAUUCGUUACACAUUUAUAUUGGCAAGAAACAUGUUAUAUUUGUUAUAUCGUGUUUGUUGUACAUCAUAUUCAGCACCUGAAACAGAAGAUGAUUUCACCUUGAAGGAAUGCAACAUUUCCUGUGCAUAGUGCGGUUCAUUCAAGUUUGGCAGAUGCUUUUCUUGCUGUACGGUUGACUAAAAAGAGAAUAUAUGGAGAGAUGCCAAGCAUCAGCUUUUGGCAGCAUUCUUUAGCAGUAUUGUUGACUGCAUAUAGUGUUGGAUGUACUAAUGCUUUUCUGGUCCUGUGCUUGACUAGCAAGUGAAGUGGUCAUAUCUGAAAGAUUUGUUUCAAGGAUGCUCUAUUUAAUUAGCUGCAAUGAACCUCGGGUUUUUUUUUUUUUGUUUUUUUUUUAAAAGAUUGGUGUGGUGAAGAUGUUUCUAUAUCUUAGCGCGAUGAGUAUUAGGGAGCUUCACUCAAUCAUAUUUGAAAUUGGUACUGCAAGCAUGCCUCUGCACUCUUUGUUUCUUCCUAUGCACAUUUUGUACAGUGAACUAUUUCUUUUUGUCUUUGUGGCUAUCAUGUUUCAGGGUUUACACCCAUAACAUGCAGCUAUAUUUUGUACAUAAUUGUCUUCUGCGCAGGCGUCGAAACCUCAAAACAUAUAAAUGGUGACUUUAUUUUGUGCGAUAUUUGGUGCACUUCUUGUGCGGGGAAGUUUUUUGUACGUAUGUGUACACUACCUAGCAAGUGCAACAGUCGCUGCUAUCCCUUCUGUAAAUAUGCGGCUGUGCUCCAGCCUUUCGCAACAUUCAGUGCUGGUCACAGUUGUAUGGCGUGCGCAGUCUCUGUGCAUAGAUUGUGUAUGACAAGAAAAAUAAACUAAUCUAUUUCAAAGAAAUGCA
Messenger RNA from Dermacentor silvarum, 5513 nucleotides. Its product is annotated as GRIP1-associated protein 1. The record is from RefSeq and is a predicted model, not a curated record. Gene Ontology annotation, cellular component: postsynaptic recycling endosome; extrinsic component of postsynaptic early endosome membrane; glutamatergic synapse. Gene Ontology annotation, biological process: regulation of modification of synaptic structure; neurotransmitter receptor transport, endosome to postsynaptic membrane; regulation of recycling endosome localization within postsynapse. Bases 107 to 2476 code for a protein of 789 amino acids. NCBI's taxonomy places the organism in Eukaryota, Metazoa, Arthropoda, Arachnida, Ixodida, Ixodidae. The transcript is spliced from 22 exons.